AUGGGAUUCUUAAAGAGAUCGCAGGCUUCCCUUUGUUAUUGGUGGAGUUACUGUGAUACUGUAUUAGAGGGCUUUUAUGACACUCUUAUCCCAAAUAAAAGUGCCCUCAUCAUUUGCAGAGCCAUAUCGCUUUUACUUACUUAUAUAACUGCUAUACUUGGUCUUUACAAACAUCUCAAUUUUGACGAUGAAUCGACUGAAGAUUUUCUCGCUAUUGUUGCACACAUGUUUACUAAAAAGCUCGGCAGUUUAUACUUGGCCGCUUUCGACUUGUUUGAUAUCUUUAAUGAAUCAAUAUGGCUUCCUAUUUAUCAUACUAUAGACAAUGCUAUUGAAACAUGUCUUGGGUACUGGUUCCCUCACAAAAAUAUCGUAUGCUACCAACAUACCUCUAUGCCUGAUCAGUCUGAUUUUUUUCUUGAUAAGUUAGCCAGGCUGUUACAUCUGAAAGCGGAAAGCAAAAGAAUAGAAGAGAUCAGAUGCAUCGAUAUUGGCUCUGCCAACCAAAAAGACUAUUCCAGUACUCUAUUCUUGUAUCUUUUCGCUAUCAUUUUUUUGCUUUUCAAGAUCAAUCAACUUUUAAAGGCUUUAGAUAAAUACAAUGGUAUAUUGAAAAAUAAGCAAGUCAAAUAUAUACACAUGCCGCAAGAAAAUAAAUCGCUUUUAAGGCAUAAACCUCCCAAAAAAAUUAGGCGAUAUAAAAAGGUUGUUCCUCCCCAAAACGAAACUGCUCCUCAAAACGAAACUCUUUUACAAAAAGAAGCCGCCCAACAAGAAGCCGCCCAACAAGAAGCCGCCCAACAAGAAGCCGCCCAACAAGAAGCUGCCCAACAAGAAGCUGUCCAACAAGAAGCCGCCCAACAAGAAGCCGCCCAACAAGAAGCCGCCCAACAAGAAGCUGCCCAACAAGAAGCUGUCCAACAAGAAGCUGCCCAACAAGAAGCUGCCCAACAAGAAGCUGUCCAACAAGAAGCUGCCCAACAAGAAGCUGCCCAACAAGAAGCUGCCCAACAAGAAGCUGCCCAACAAGAAGCUGCCCAACAAGAAGCCUCUCUACAGGAAGAAACUUCCUCACAACAAGAAGCUAGUCAGGCGAAAGAACGCAUACAGCCAAAAGAGACUAUUAUGUCGCAUAAAGACAAUAUCCCUUUAUCUGAGCAAAAUAACCAGUUGGAAACGGAUGAUAAAAAGGAAGGUCGUUUAUCUGAAGAGAGUAUCGAUACUAAACAGGAGAAAAAUGCUUUACUUGACAAAAGUAUGGAUUUUCAACGUCCAAAAGAUGAUUUGCGCAUAGGAAAAACAGGUUCUCAACGUAAUGAUAUAUCACCUGAAGAAAGUGUUGAUACAAAAAUAGAGGAAAAUACUGCAACAGAAGAAAUUACCCAUGGCGUUCCACACAAGGAUGAUACUUUAGCGGAAAAUGUUGUGAACGCUCUACCCGAGGAAGCUACUGAGCUUAAUAAAGAUGGUGAUCGUAUACAUAAACCGAUUAUGAUGGCUGAUAAAGAAGCUACCGAAUAUCGUAUCAAAGUGCGCGACAAAUUUCUUCAAAGUCCGACCCAUAAAUCAUAA
Mucor mucedo is the source of this 1572-nucleotide messenger RNA. RefSeq lists its product as uncharacterized. The transcript has 5 exons. Lineage: Eukaryota; Fungi; Mucoromycota; Mucoromycetes; Mucorales; Mucoraceae. The record is from RefSeq and is a predicted model, not a curated record. Bases 1 to 1572 code for a protein of 523 amino acids.